UUAAAUCACUUAUCCAUAUCAAAGAAACUUAACACAAGUAGAUAUAUAUAAAGAGAAAUGUUUGAUAAGCUUAUCGGAGGGGUUGCCGGAGGGAUUACCGGAGGGAUUAUUGGAACGGUCGAUGGGUUUGCCAAAGGGGUCGGAGUAUGGCCCAGUAAUUACCAGAGCACCGGUCGUGUCUUCGAGGAGCACAAUAAGACGCGUCCGUCCAACCAUGGCAAUGGUAACGACGGUGCGGUGAAGCCUUGCGAGAACUCUGGCGGCCGCCGCCAGAAAGACAGGGAGUAAAGGACUCUGGACCGCACCCAGUAAUGACUAUAUAUCCCAAAUAAGAUGUAUCCCAAAUAAUAAAUGUAUAAGAUAUAUGUGUGUUAUGGACAUGUUUCAAUAUCGUACGUACCAAAACCAAAUAGGGGACUUUUAAUAAAAAGUGUUCUUGUUUGUUGACCUUAUCACUACUAUGGAGUGUUGUUGUUGGUA
Molecule: messenger RNA, 480 nt
Organism: Arabidopsis lyrata subsp. lyrata
Lineage: Eukaryota; Viridiplantae; Streptophyta; Magnoliopsida; Brassicales; Brassicaceae
Exons: 1
Coding region: 58-288 (76 amino acids)
Source: RefSeq, a predicted model, not a curated record